AUGUCAUCAUCUUCAUCUUCAAUCGGUGGCCUGCCCUUCGCGCAGGAGCGUCAAGCCGCGCUGGAGGCCGUCGUGGGCGCGUGCCAGCUCGUGCGCCGCGUGCAGGAGAGCCUCGUCUCGCAGGAGACCCUCGAGAAGCGCGACCGCUCGCCCGUCACCGUGGCCGACUACGCCGCGCAGGUGCUCAUCGUCCACCACCUCACCCACCACUUUCCCGCCUACCCCUUCAUCGCCGAGGAGUCCAGCGGCGAGCUGCGCCGCGAGGGCAAGGAGGAGAUGCGCGCCCGGCUGCUCGACCACGUCCGCACCGUCGUGCCGUCGAUCCAGGACGAGGCCGCGCUGCUCGACGUCAUCGACCGCGGCGGCAGCGGCGUGACCAAGGCCAGGAAGGAGGAGGGCGAGGAGGCCAAGUCACCCUCGGGCCUCUGGUGGACGCUGGACCCCAUCGGUAUCUUCUGUGUUAUGCGGGAGCAGUACGCGAUUGCGCUGGCCCUGAUGCAGGACAACGAGCCCGUGCUCGGCGUGCUCGGCUGCCCGGCCCUGCCCCACGACAUCGCCGAUGCCUCAUCGCCUGUGGGCUGUGUGCUGGUGGCGGUGAAGGGACAGGGUUGCUUCAUGCGCUCCGCCAGCAAGGAGGCCGCGGAGGAGACCAAGGUCUCCGCGUCGAGCGUGACCGACAGCGCCCAGGCCAACUUCACCGAAAGCGUGGAGGCCUCGCACUCGUCGCACGACGUUAGCCAGCGCAUCGCGCAGAAGCUGGGCGUAACGGCCGCGCCGGUGCGCAUGGACAGCCAAUGCAAGUACGGGAUAGUGGCUCGAGGUGACGCUUCGAUCUAUCUCAGGCUGACCAGCUCGUCGUACGUGGAGAACAUCUGGGACCACGCCGCUGGCGUGGUGAUCGUCAAGGAGGCCGGCGGCGAGGUGACCGAUCUCGAGGGCAAGCCCUUGGACUGGUCUCACGGCAAGAAGCUCUCGCACAACAAGGGCGUGGUGGCUACGAACGGCAAACUCCAUCAGGCAGUGCUGGACGCCGUUCAGGCGGCCCUCCAUGAGAACAAGCUGUGA
Molecule: messenger RNA, 1065 nt
Organism: Acanthamoeba castellanii str. Neff
Lineage: Eukaryota; Discosea; Longamoebia; Acanthamoebidae
Product: 3'(2'),5'bisphosphate nucleotidase
Exons: 6
Coding region: 1-1065 (354 amino acids)
Biological process (GO): sulfate assimilation; phosphatidylinositol phosphate biosynthetic process
Molecular function (GO): 3'(2'),5'-bisphosphate nucleotidase activity
Source: RefSeq, a predicted model, not a curated record